Molecule: messenger RNA, 2610 nt
Organism: Aplysia californica (California sea hare)
Lineage: Eukaryota; Metazoa; Mollusca; Gastropoda; Aplysiida; Aplysiidae
Product: angiopoietin-1
Exons: 6
Coding region: 224-1768 (514 amino acids)
Source: RefSeq, a predicted model, not a curated record
UCCCCCCAUUUUCCCUCCUCCAAAAUCUCCCGAGGACCCAUAUAAAUCUCCAAGCAAGAGUACUAAUGUGAAAAGUGCUAUUUCAACUGAUUUUGUUGGAUUUUUAUUUUUUUGGGGUUUUUGGUUUGGCGAAGUGUUUUAUCAUUUUAUGUGGUCAACACUUGCCCAUCCUGUAUAAAUGGACGGCAACUGAGUAGCUCAACCACACAGAUGCAGCGACUGUAUGACUUCCCGGAAAAACUACAUGAAGAUUUUUGAGAACAGAAUAACCAGCAGUACAAGAAACAUGGACGCCACCUGGUCAUUUACCAAUCUUAUUUUGGUAGCCGCCCUUGUAAUGAGUUCAAAAGCAUGGCGUCUCAAUGUUUCGUCAGAAGAAAUAGAAAUCGCUAAGACAGCACACGUUUCUCUGAACUGUUUCAACCCCUAUCAGCAGCCGGACAUUUCGGAAAUUCUAUUGAUGAGAAUCCAGAAAAAACAUUUGAGCGGAUGGUCCAGUGUUGCGGAACUUCGGGACGAUGAUGUGGACGUCAGACUAACAGCUAAAGAUGUGACCGCUACGGGCAGCAUUGUCUCCGGGGCUAACAGCUAUAUGCGGCUUUCUUGGCCAUUGGCAACUAACGAUACAAUCGGUGUGUACCGUUGUGAUGUCACUAUUUUAAAUUCCCAAGGCAGUGUCGGGUGGCAGAAAAGCUUACCGACUUCCAUCAUUCGUAAGAGUGACGUCACUGUUCAGAUCCUGAGUGAAAUGGUAGAAGAGAACAAGAGACAGUGUAUGCAACAAAAACACGACAGUCAGGAAUACGUAGCAGCAGCCAUAGAGGAGAACAAGAAAAAUAGUCUAAAGGAAAAACAAGACAUUUUCCAAAAAAUGACAACGACCCUGAAGGCGCUUGAAGCGAGUUUCCAUAGCAAGUUGGAAAGCCAGAUACAGACCCUGAGCCACACAGUGGAGCUAUACAAAAGAGAAUGUCCUCACCAACUGCUAUCCCACAAACGCCAGAUUCUGGAGAACGUGGCAGCUGCCUUGGACAGGAACAGGAAAGAGGGUCUUCAACAGAGCCAAGACCUCCUGGUUAACGUGACGUCCGUCAUGGAGGAUCUCGAAGCCAAUUUUGAGCGCAAGUUGAGCGUUGUCAAAAGCCAGUUACAGCCCCAGUCGUGCGCCAGUGCUAAGGGUUUGGGUCCUCUGCCGGUGGUCAGUCUCUCUAGUGGUCAACUUGUAGUCUGUGACAUGGUGAUGGAUGAAGGAGGCUGGAUCGUGAUACAGAGACGUGCUUCGGCGGACGUUGAUUUUUUCCGUGGUUGGGAAGAAUACAAAAACGGAUUUGGUGACCUCUCUGGCAAUUUCUGGCUCGGGCUCGAGAAAAUCCACCAGUUGACAAGUCAGGGGAGAUACGAAAUAAGGAUCGAUUUCAGAUUUCAGGGGAAAAACUACUUCGCCAGCUACGACAACUUUUCGUUAUCUGGAAAAACGGAAAAUUACAAAAUUCAGAUUUCGGGAUUUUCGGGUAAUGUAAGUGAGGACAGCAUGGCUUAUCACAAUGGUAUGGCGUUUACUACCAAGGACCGUGACAACGACCUGUCUAGUCGCAACUGUGCCAAUCGGUACCAUGGAGCUUGGUGGUACAAUGACUGCCAUCAUGUGAACCUCAACGGACUGUGGGGCAGCAAAGGGCGGGGCUGGACGGGCUUGAGAUGGGGUAGUGUCACAAGCGAUGACUCUGUCUCCUUCAGCGAAAUGAAAAUUCAUCCAUUUGCUGAGUGACAGAGUUAUUCAACUGAAUUUUUCAUGUAUUUCGAUACUUGUGUGUCUUUAUGUUUGAAGUAUAGAAAAAUACAAUAAUAGAAUACCGUCACAAUCUUAGCGAUUCAGAUGCUCAAUUUUCUCAUUUUGUGACUUUCUUGAUUUAUAAGAGAUACAUUACAACUGAUAAUGAUGCUGAAACAUUAUCAAAUGUACUUUCCAUAAUCCUGAUAUUUCUCAAUUGCUCGUUGCAACACAUACACGCACUUUUAAAACCCUAGAGACAUUACACAGAUAUGCACACUGCACAAAUACAUGGACACAUAUUUCUUUUAAUGGAAAAGAUCAAACGUAUCUUUUAAAAACUAUGAGGAUAAAAAUUAAAGGUCUUGAGUUUUUCAGAAUUUUUUUUCUUGUACUUAAAAAUGUUUAAGAUAUUGAAAAAAAUGUUUUACUUUCAUGUAAAUAGAAGAAGACUGUACUAGAUAAUUGAGAUAUCUUUUACAUAAUUAUCAGACUGACCAAUGAAAAUUCGCAAAUCUAACGUGUUGUUGUUGGGGUGCUAUUUUGUCUAUUUUCAAGAUAAUAUAGUACAUAGUACCGUUAAAAUACAAUGUUGAUGUUAGUAAGCUGACCAAACCUUAUGCAAAUUGAUUGUUAAAUGAAAGUUGUGGUGAGAAGAGUGAUCAUACGUCUUGAUUUCAAACAAAACAGGAAGAACAAUUUAAAGGUUAAAACUGCAAUAAUUUAUAUUUUAAGAGUGAUUAUCAAGCGGGAGAAUGCUUUCUGAUUUCUGAUUUUCCUUUUAUAUAUGUGGAAUUGAAAAGAAGAAAUAAAUAAACUAUAAACAUCAGCAUUUUCAA